AUGGCCGUUGAGAUUUGGACACCGAGCCCGCAGCGCUGUCAAUCGCCGAGGCUCGCUGGGGGCCCGUCCAUUUCGAGGCCGCCUCGAAGCGAUUCAUCUUCUUGCGCCAUUGUGGCCGGCGCCCUCACUGCUCAUCACUUGAAGGCCACACGGAGGACAUGGCGAAAAUGCCGUGAACGCCAGGCGCCGGUGACGGCCGAGGCGCUUGAAGGCGCGCUGCCUCCCUACUGCGGGCUUCUGAGAUCUCCUGACUUGGAGGUGCUGAUCGUGGGUGUGGCGCAUCGGGACGGCGGUGUCUCCGGCGAUGCCGCCCGGCGCAUGAUCGCGGAGUUUCAGCCCAGCGUGUGCCUCGUCGAGCUGGACCAGCAGCGCUUCUCCCGGCUGCUGGCCUGCCGCCGUGGCUUGCCCUGGCCCUACCUGCCGGUGCGGGGUGCCAGCUUUCAGCCCAGUCCCCAGCAGAAGGCCAUGCGAGAGGCGCUCUUCUCCGGCCUGGAGCUUGCCCAAAGCAUCGUCGGGAACAAGGACACUGGCGGAGGAGAUGAGUUCUAUGAGGCCUUCCUUGCCGCGGAGUCCUGUGGGGCCCUGGUCUUGCCGGGCGAUGUUCAAAUCUCCCGCGCGCUGGACGGCUUCUCCAAGCAGAUCCGAAAGGGUUUCCUUCAGCCCUUUCAGCAGCUGACUGCCGGGGCUGCUGCCUUCACCAGAGCUGUCGGGGGAUUCGUGCGACCCAGCUCUACCGGGCAGGUCGCCCGUGUACUUGGCGUAGCCAUGCCUGCGGCGCUGGUCUCGGAGGGCGGGGGCAGGGCUGUCCCGCUGCUGCGGGCCACCUUGAUCGGCUUCCUGGUGGCCAACUUUGUGUCCCUCGCCAUGGGAGGCAAUGGUUUUCAGGACAACAUCGAAGGCCUGCGCCGCAUGGAUGUCGAAGGCCUCACGGACGUUGCCAUCGCUCUCUCGGGCCUGGCCUUUGCUCUUAUCGGCGGCAGCGCUUUUCUGGUGUCCUUCCUUCAAGCGCGCGACGUGCACAUGGCCUCCAGGCUCCUGCAAGUUGUCGAGCUGAUCCGGCAGGAGGACCUUGAGUCAGUGCGCUUCAGGUGGCUAAAGAGCUCCUGGGCUGCAGAGGAGCCUCCAGAAGCAGAGGCCAAGAUAUCGGGAGGCACCUUAUCCCAAGGCUUUCCGUUGCUGGAGGUGAGACCCAGGCCGCCGGACGCGCUGCCGCUGUUCACAGUGCGCCGACCAUUGGCGGAAGGGGAGGUGAGGAACUUCAGCCUCUUCGAACCCCGGUUCCUGCGCUUGUUCGAUCAGCUCAAGGAGGCGGGCCAGGCGCGAAACGGCCUACGCCUGGCGGUGGCCUACGCCCCUUACGGGGUGGAGCAGCCGCUGGGCCUUUGGUGCCAGGGCCACCUGCCUGCGCCUUUGCCGGCGGAAGAGCUUCCGCCUCUGGCGGUGCAGGUGGAGGUCAUCCUGGACUCACAAGUCCGCAUUGUGGAAGUUGAGACCAUCGCUGAGGGCCUCGGCGAGGAGACCAGGGGACGCAUUGCGCGAUAA
Molecule: messenger RNA, 1542 nt
Organism: Effrenium voratum
Lineage: Eukaryota; Dinophyceae; Suessiales; Symbiodiniaceae
Source: the annotation of a GenBank genome assembly